Messenger RNA from Electrophorus electricus (electric eel), 1878 nucleotides. RefSeq names its product glutaryl-CoA dehydrogenase b (gene gcdhb). Gene Ontology annotation, cellular component: mitochondrial inner membrane. NCBI's taxonomy places the organism in Eukaryota, Metazoa, Chordata, Actinopteri, Gymnotiformes, Gymnotidae. Gene Ontology annotation, biological process: fatty-acyl-CoA biosynthetic process; fatty acid beta-oxidation using acyl-CoA dehydrogenase. The record is from RefSeq and is a predicted model, not a curated record. Gene Ontology annotation, molecular function: fatty-acyl-CoA binding; flavin adenine dinucleotide binding; glutaryl-CoA dehydrogenase activity.
UUUUAUCUGUGGGCCUACAUACCAUUUAUUAUUGAAGACAAUUUUGCCUUGGAAGCGCAAGAAUCUUUACCCCAUUAUGCAUAAGCCAUGAUUCACAAGUUUUAACUCCCUUUGAAACCAGCCUCUCUCAAGAUGGCGUAUCUAUCUGACCGUAUGACACAAUCUGACGUAACGCACCUACUGACCUCAAUUGACGUGUGGACGUCAGAUUGUCUAUCCCAGCUCUUGAGAUAAAUUCAUCAUGGCAUUAAGAAGCGCCCUGUGUCGUCUUCUCAGCCGACCACAGAGUUGUAUUGUCACUUCAGCUCACGGCACUGCAGCACCUGCCCAGUGGGGGGCAGAGAAGAGAGGUGAGAAGAAGCAUGCUAAAGCUCCUACCGUACAGUUUAACUGGCGUGAUGCUCUGGACCUGGAGGGGCUGUUGACCGAGGAGGAGAUCAUGAUCCGUGACACGUUCCGCACCUACUGCCAAGAGAAACUUAUGCCACGCAUACUGAUGGCCAACAGACAUGAAGUUUUUCACCGUGAAAUCUUGAAUGAAAUGGGUGAGCUGGGAGUUUUGGGCUCCACCAUUAAAGACUAUGGCUGUGCUGGUACAAGCUAUGUGGCAUAUGGGCUGAUUGCACGUGAAGUAGAGAGAGUGGACAGUGGCUACCGUUCAGUCAUGAGUGUGCAGUCCUCCCUGGUCAUGCACCCCAUCAAUGCCUAUGGCACAGAGGAGCAGAAGCAAAAAUACCUCCCCAGACUAGCACGAGGAGAGAUUCUGGGCUGCUUUGGCCUGACAGAGCCCAACCAUGGCAGUGACCCUGGCAGCAUGGAGACUAGGGCCAAGUACAACCCAUCCUGCCGCACUUUCACCCUAACCGGCUCCAAGACAUGGAUCACAAACUCUCCUGUGGCAGAUAUCUGUGUGGUGUGGGCCAAGUGUGACGAUGGUAAAGUGCGUGGCUUCAUCCUGGAGCGAGGAAUGAAGGGUCUCACCACGCCCAAGAUUGAGGGGAAGUUCUCCCUGCGGGCCUCCUCAACGGGCAUGAUUGUCAUGGAUGAUGUGGAGGUGCCAGAGGAGAACCUGCUGCCCAACGUGUCCGGCCUGAGGGGUCCAUUUGGCUGUUUGAAUAAUGCUCGCUAUGGGAUCGCCUGGGGAGCACUGGGAGCAGCAGAGUUCUGCUUCCACACAGCUCGCCAGUAUACACUGGACAGGACUCAGUUUGGCGUGCCAUUGGCCAGAAACCAGUUGAUGCAGAAGAAGUUGGCUGACAUGCUGACAGAGAUCACCAUUGGGCUACAGUCCUGUCUGCAGCUGGGCAGGCUCAUAGAUCAGAAAAAAGCAUCUCCAGACAUGAUCUCCAUGCUGAAGAGGAACAGCUGUGGGAAGGCCCUGGACAUUGCCAGACAGUCUCGCGACAUGCUGGGGGGUAACGGCAUCGCAGACGAGUAUCAUAUAAUCCGCCAUGUCAUGAACCUGGAGGCUGUCAAUACUUAUGAAGGUACCCAUGAUAUCCAUGCCCUAAUCCUGGGCAGAGCCAUCACAGGUCUACAGGCCUUUACUGUGGAGAAAUAAAUCCCCAACUUUGCUGCGACCACUAGGAAACAUGUAAUACAUAAAAUGCUGCUGAUUUUUAGUUAAGAAUGUUAAUGUCUUUCAAACAGCAUGCCGUACAAGUAAUUAAAAUAUUUGAAACUGAUGAUCAACAGAAGCUCAGACUAUAGCUAAUCUCUUAUUUAAAAGCAGUCAAAUUAAUUACUUUAGUCUUCAAAACAAAUAACUAUUUUUAUACUCUGUAAAAAUCUAACUCAAUAAGCAUUGAUAUUGUUACUUUGCUGCACUUGAAUUAAAUAAAAAGUGAGUGCAACAUUUGUUGCUAUAUUUGGGGCCUA